AAUCCAGUUUGUGCGCAGAGCUCCGCUGGCUGUAAACUAGGUUUCUUCGUCGUGAUACGACCGACCGAGCUGAGCCGAAGAGCCGGAACUCGUGCGUGCGAGCUGACCUUGCAGCAGGCGCAGCGGGUCGCGGCAGAGGAGCGGGCUGGGAGAAAACUUCGUCGAACGCUCAGCGGAUGGCCGGGGCAGCGAAGGGAGGGGGCGAGGAACAGGCGCAAAGGAGACAGCGAGCCUGACUGGUACCGAAGGGAGCACGACCAGGACUUAGAUGGUGAAGUAUCCCUCGGUGGCAUCGGUGCCUGUAAUGACUCCGCGACGACGAUUGAUGCCAGCUAUCACCGGACCCUGUACCCGGACAAGUAAAAAUGACACUCUCUGACUCAAGGUGUCCUGACCUGAAACUCGUCGGGGGCGACGACCUCCACGCUCAUCACAGGCUCCAGGACAGUGGGCCCGGCGAGAGGGAAGGCUUGUCGCAUGGCGCCGACUGCCGCCUGUCUGAAGGCCAGUUCGCUGGAGUCAACACUGUGAGAGACGCCGUCCUGGAGGACCAUCCGCACCCCCGUCAUCUUGUGGCCUGUUAACAACCCUGCGUGUAUAGAACCUCUUAUAGAGACUCCUAAUUGAGGAUACUCCUGCCUAUAUUAAUGGAUAUCAUGUGGCCUUAUGUGUAUACAUUGGUGGAACCUCCCAUAUUACAGAGUCUUUAUUAAUGGAGACUCCUGGUAUAAAUGGAGAUUACAAACAAAGUUAAACUUGCUUCUAUCAGGUUUGUGCUAAACCUCUGAAUAAGGGGCAGUUUAGCAUGAGACGAGACCAAGUGUUUCA
This is a messenger RNA of Geodia barretti, 828 nucleotides long. The record is from the annotation of a GenBank genome assembly. NCBI's taxonomy places the organism in Eukaryota, Metazoa, Porifera, Demospongiae, Tetractinellida, Geodiidae.